AUGCCGUCCACUACUGAGGGUCACAGCGUGACUGAGAAGUCUACACGGCUAUCGACACCAGAAACGAGUCGGACAGACGUUUCGCCCGCCGCCAAAGCGUCCACGACAAGCCGCGUCGCCAACCACCUCACAGAAGAUAUCCGGUCCUCCGCAUUUGCAGAGCUGCUCCUCGUAGUUCUCACCUUUUGUACCGGCAUGCAAGAUGCCACAACAUUUCCCGACUACCACUGCUUUGCCUCGAACCAGACCGGCAACACCGUGUUCCUCUGCCUGGCUCUGAUUAUGCCGCAGCUCAACGGGGAAUCCUUCAUCACCUCGAACAUCGGCAUGGCUCUUGGCCUCUUCCUCGGGGCCGGGUGGCUGACCGGCCAACUGAGCCACAUCAUCGGUGCUCGAAAACGAUGGUGGCUCAUUCUGUGCAACUUUGUGCAAAGCUGCUUCGUCUUGGGAGCCGCAGGCAUUCAAUACCGCUAUGGCGUCGAGGACCGGGGUUCAACAGCACUCGCAGUCGUCGGCUUGCUGGCGUUCGCUGCUGGAAGCCAGGUUGUCCAGUCGCGGAGUCUUGCCAUGACCGAAAUCAGCACGGCCAUGGCGACGGCAGCCUGGGUCGACCUCCUGAUUGAUCAAAAACUCUUCGCUCCGAAGAAUCGGCCACGCACACGGCGCAUCGCCUUUUUGGUAUCCCUGGUUGUGGGAUCCCUUAUCGGUGCCGUCAUCUAUCGGGAGGUGGGCUCUGCGACCGUCAUUGUUGUAUCCGGGGCGGGAAAGCUUCUCGUGACAGUGCUGUACGCUUUUUCUCCCGCGGAGAAGAAGCAGAACGAGUGCUUGUCGCCUGUAUGA
Molecule: messenger RNA, 840 nt
Organism: Purpureocillium lilacinum
Lineage: Eukaryota; Fungi; Ascomycota; Sordariomycetes; Hypocreales; Ophiocordycipitaceae
Source: RefSeq, a predicted model, not a curated record